Molecule: messenger RNA, 2263 nt
Organism: Clupea harengus (Atlantic herring)
Lineage: Eukaryota; Metazoa; Chordata; Actinopteri; Clupeiformes; Clupeidae
Product: potassium voltage-gated channel subfamily A member 2
Biological process (GO): potassium ion transmembrane transport; action potential; protein homooligomerization
Cellular component (GO): voltage-gated potassium channel complex; dendrite; membrane
Molecular function (GO): delayed rectifier potassium channel activity; protein binding
Source: RefSeq, a predicted model, not a curated record
CCCCAACCCUGACCUGCCGCAAUCCCACCUUCCAGCCUCUCUAGUCUGCCAGGCUGCGGCGCCCAGCUUGAAAGGUGCAGGCCUUACACCCCUGCAGAAUGACUGUUGCCACCGGCGACCCGUCGGAUGAGGCAGCAGCCCAGCCAAGUCAGCCGCAGGAAUAUGACCCAGAAGCGGAUCACGAGUGCUGCGAGCGCGUCGUCAUCAACGUUUCAGGCCUGCGCUUCGAGACGCAGCUCAAGACGAUCUCGCAGUUCCCCGAAACGCUGCUGGGGGACCCCAAGAAGCGCAUGCGCUACUUCGACCCACUGAGGAACGAGUACUUCUUCGACCGCAACAGGCCGAGCUUCGAUGCCAUCCUCUACUACUACCAGUCUGGUGGGAGGCUACGACGGCCGGUGAAUGUGACCCUGGACGUCUUCUCCGAGGAGAUCCGCUUCUACGAGCUCGGGGAUGAGGCCAUCGAGCUCUUCAGAGAGGAUGAGGGCUUCAUUAAGGAAGAGGAGAGGCCUCUGCCUGAGAAUGAGUUCCAGAGGCAGGUGUGGCUCCUCUUCGAGUACCCUGAGAGCUCGGGGCCUGCCCGGAUCAUCGCCAUCAUCUCCGUGAUGGUCAUUCUCAUCUCCAUCGUCAGCUUCUGCUUGGAGACGCUGCCCGUCUUCCGUAGCGACGAUGAUGACUUGAUCAAGACCCCACACCCGACAGCCAACGGCACCUUCAUAUACACCUCCACCUACUUCACAGACCCCUUCUUCAUCCUGGAGACCCUCUGCAUCAUCUGGUUCUCCUUUGAGUUCCUGGUGCGCUUCUUCGCCUGCCCCAGCAAGGCCAGCUUCUUCGUCAACAUGAUGAACAUGAUCGACGUGGUGGCCAUCAUCCCCUACUUCAUCACCCUGGGGACGGAGCUGGCAGAGAAGGCUGAGAAUGACGGUGAAAAGGGUCAACAGGCAAUGUCUCUGGCCAUCCUGAGGGUCAUCCGUUUGGUGAGGGUCUUCCGAAUCUUCAAGCUGUCCAGACACUCCAAGGGGCUCCAGAUUCUGGGCCAGACCCUGAAAGCCAGCAUGAGGGAGCUGGGACUGCUCAUCUUCUUCCUCUUCAUCGGAGUCAUCCUCUUCUCCAGCGCCGUCUACUUCGCAGAGGCCGACGAGCCCGAGUCGCAGUUCUACAGCAUCCCGGACGCGUUCUGGUGGGCCGUGGUAACCAUGACGACCGUGGGCUACGGCGACAUGACGCCGACGACCAUCGGCGGCAAAAUCGUGGGCUCCCUCUGCGCCAUCGCCGGCGUGCUGACCAUCGCCCUGCCCGUGCCCGUCAUCGUGUCCAACUUCAACUACUUCUACCACCGCGAGACGGAGGGAGAAGAGCAGGCGCAGUACCUGCAGGUCAACGUGGCCAAGGAGGACUCCAACGAGGAGCUGAAGAGGAGCCGCAGCGGGUCCACCAUCAGCAAGUCUGACUACAUGGAGAUACAGGAGGGCGUCAACAACAGCAACGAAGACUUCCAGGACGAGAACAUCAUAAAGGCCAACUGCACGUUGGCCAACACAAACUAUGUCAACAUCAAGAAAAUGCUGACGGAUGUAUAGGCUUCUGGAAAUUUCUCCUCCAGGUCAGGAGAAGGGCAUGGGACACCAGGAGAGGAAAUUAAGCAUUGGACUUCCUGUUUCCAGGGCGAUGGAUUCAGAGGGCUGUGCACUGUCGAGGAACAGGUGUAGUAGGCACCUCCGUGUUUCAGCUGAGGGACUUUGUGUGCCCACUCCCCCUAUAUAGGCCCCCGUUUACCAUCCAUCCACUUCUCUGCCCCCUCCCUCCUAGUACUUAAUGCCAGUCCCUCAUCUAAAACCCCAAAUAUUUAAUGUCUGCAUGGAUUAGCUUUGUGUGUGUGGCUGCUUCCAUCUCACCAUGUCGCGCGCUAACCAGCUUUAGUGCAAACUGUGGGGGUCGUGAGGGACUUCUUAAUCUGAGACAAACAAAAGCGCAGUGGUCUGUGCCUCUCACACACACACACCUGUGUUGUCUGUGCCUCUCACACACACACCGUGUUGUCUGUGCCUCUCACACACACACCGUGUUGUCUGUGACUCUCACACACACACUAGUGUUGUCUGUGCCUCUCACACACACCCGUGUUGUCUGUGCCUCUCACACACACCCGUGUUGUCUGUGCCUCACACACACACAGCCGUGUUGUCUGUGCCUCUCACACACACACACCCGUGUUGUCUCCGCACCGCAGAGCCUGAUGCUGCUGCGUGUCCAUGCUGCU